AUGGUGAAGGUAGAAGUUCACAUCGUUUCGAGAGAAGUCAUCAAACCAUCUUCACCUACAGUUGAGCAUAAAAAACCCUACAAACUCUCCCUUUUUGAUCAGCUCACUCCCAUGACUUAUUCACCAGUUAUUUUCUUCUACCCCAUGAACGAUGCCAAUUCCAAUAGUAUCACAAAAACAAGAACUGAUCACUUAAAGAAAUCUCUCACAGAGACCCUUAAUAUCUUCUACCCUUUAUCUGGAAGGGUAAAGGAUAACCUUUUCAUUGAUUCUUUCAAUGAAGGUGUCCCAUUCCUUGAAGCCCGAGUUAAUUGUCGCUUGUCCGAUUUCUUCAAACACUACGAAAUUGAGUCACUGAAUCAUUUACUUCCAUGCCAGCCCUUUACAAAGGAAGACAUGAAUGCACCUCUAAUAGCAGCUCAAGUUAACAUCUUUAAUUGUGGAGGAAUGGCAGUAGCCGGUGCUGGUUCACACAAGAUCGUGGAUGGAGCAACAAGCAGAGCUUUCUUCACAACUUGGACUUCUAUAUCUCGAGGAGAUUACAAUUCUGUUAAACAACCUGAUUUCGAACAGGCAUCAAUCUUUUUUCCACCAAGAAAUUCACUUCCACAAAACCAUUUAUCACUAAUGGAAGGCUUGUGGUUCACUGAAGGAAAUUACAUUACAAGAAGAUUUGUCUUUAGUGGCAAAGCAAUAGCCCUGUUAAAGGAUAUUGCCAUAGCUGGCAAUCCUGAUGCUAACCCAACAAGAAUUCAAGCAUUGACAUGUUUCGUUUUGAAAUGUUGUAUGGCUGCUUCAAGGGCAAUGUCAAGUUCACCAAAACCAUCCAUUUUAGUUGAAGCAGUCGAUCUCCGGUCGCGAACAAAGCCACCCAUGUCUGAUGCUUCCACUGGGGAUGUCAUCUGGUGGGCAACUGCACUUGUCAACCCCAUGGGCAAAAAGACCGAGUUGCCUGCAUUAGUGAAUGUGUUGAGCGAUGCUACUGCACUGUACGAUAGUGAUUACACACAAACUCUGCAAGGUGAAGAUGGGUUUGAAACAUUGUCUGAAUACUGUAACCAGCUAGAAGAGUUAUUUUCACUUGAAAAUCCAGAUAUUUUUGCAUUCACUUGUUGGUCUUAUCUUGGUUUCACGAAGACCAACUUUGGAUGGGGAGAGCCCUUUUGGGUGGGUCAUAUGGGAAAAGUUGGCCCUGCUUUCAGAAAUAUCACCAUGUUUAUAGAAACCAGAGAUGGUAAAGGGAUUGAGGCAUGGAUCACCUUAGAUAAAGAAAGAAUGACGUUAUUGGAACAUGAUCCUGAAUUCCUGGCUUUUGGAUCUCCAAAUCCCAAGAUUUCAAGCCUCUGA
Messenger RNA from Dovyalis caffra, 1347 nucleotides. NCBI's taxonomy places the organism in Eukaryota, Viridiplantae, Streptophyta, Magnoliopsida, Malpighiales, Salicaceae. The record is from the annotation of a GenBank genome assembly.